CAGUGAGUAACGUCGUCUGGUUGGGCUGUCGGCUGCCACCGCCGGGUACAUCUACUUCUUCUUUUGCCUGCCUUCUCGUGUGUGGGGUGUCCUUUUGUUGUGGUUCGCCACGAACUUACGAACUGACAGGCAAUCAGACGGACGCCAACUAAAAGCUAAGCCAAUCAGCCAACUGCACGUACUAGCCAGCCGGCGGCUGCAAGUUCCCCAAGCGGGCGAGCAAGCCAGCCUAAGAGGGCUGUCGGUCGGACCGGUUUAGGGCCCGCUGCUACCGCCGUCGCCGCCGCUAACUCUACCAGACGACCAUAAGGGCAGCAGAAUCCCGCCGUUGCAGCCUCUGUUGCUACUAAUACAGCCGCUGCAUCAUUGGCCCUCUUUCUGGGUCUCUGACUGCUGCUGCUGCUGCUGACGAGCACGAACGAUGCAUGACAAACGAACAAUAAUGAAUGAGAGAGCGUCUGGCGGCGCGAUGUUCAAUACAUAUACACGUUGACCAGAAUCCUGAUAAAAGGACAGCCCGAUAUCCUGACUUGAGUGAGAAUCUACGACGUAGUUAUGUACUAUAUAUUGCGCAAUUGAAUUGAGUUAUGUUGAGCCGUGGUUAGAGCCCAACUGCGCUGAAUAGCUCGGACUAAUGCAUAGCUUGUGGUUAGCGGGCUUCAGUUGUCAACAAUAACCCCAACAGUAUCGUCCUUCUCUAUGGAAGGGCGCUACUAAGCAGUGUUUUGGGAAGGAAGUGCUGUGCUACGCGGUAAAGAGCGCGGAAAGAGCGUCACUGGAGAAGGACGACUCAUACUACAGACACAAUCACCUCCGCUACGUCUGUUGGUGUUACUGCCAUAGCGUGAAGCAGUGACCCAGGCAGCAGCAUCUGCAGCAGCCACGGCCCUCAAAACAGAGGGAAACGUCAAUAGUGCGGCGAAAGCGGCUUUACUCUUACUCUGCCGGCUUUGGCUUACCCUCUGCUUCUAUCGCGUAUCACUAUGUAACCACGACGACGACGUCGUCGUCAUCAUCAUCACCACCAUCAUCAUCAUCAUCGAACAACUACCAUCCAGCAGCGCUAACAACAACACAAACUGUUUAGCAACCAGCACUAAUAGUAGACUUAGCAGCAGAAAUAAUAACAACAACAACAACAAGAGAAGCGUCAACGUUGAACGAGCGGCAGUAGUCGAAGCAGCAGCGGACUACGGCGGCGGCGACGCCGCCAUCGUACGAGUUACUGCCGCGGUCGGCGUUAGUGAGUGGCGGUCGUUGGUUGGCCAACAGCCACGGUAGCAUCAAGUAGAAGAAGUAAUAGCGACAGGGUAGUGGUACAACUACGACGCAACUGCUGGUGCUAACACGGGAGUUACAGUACUACGGAUACGUCUGCACUCACUCCAGUAUCUCCAUACGACGGCUCCGCUCCGCCGGCUCUGGUGAGUUCAGGGCCAGCAGUAGCUGUUGCUGCUUUUCCAUUGCUGAUGCUAGUGGUAGACUUGUAAUGAUGUCGUUCCGACUUUCCCCACAAUCAGACGGAUCCACAAGCGUUGCUCUAGCUACACAGUCUCUUGUACAUGAGUGUAAUCGACAGUGAUUGAACGGGAACGCGGUGGCCGCACGACGCCGAGCGGUCAGAAGGUUGACCGAAGUGACCACAACAGUAGAAUAUCAGAGUUAAGAAGUCACCAGCCGAGGUGAGUUUACUAUUGAGGUUAGCUAACUUAUCACCAUAGAGAGAACUCAAGGAUCUAACACCCGCCCAGUCCCACCUUUCUGUCUGCCCAGGUUUUCGUCCGCAGUGACAGAUCACUAACCACCUAGAACUACUGCAGCGCCCGUCUCUUUGCUCGGAAGGCAACAAUACUGCGCCGGGUUCCCAUUAAAGUAAAAUUCGCUGUAUAAAUACGUAUUGCAUUAAUAGUAAUAACGUGGUAACAAUAAGUAGUAAAGAAAAAUGCUAUAGCCACGAUCAUCGUUCAAGUCCCCAUACAACAGGUAAUAUACUAUACAAUCAUCCACCCACUGUGUGAUCGUUAUUCACGCGUCUCGGACGUGAACACCAAUAUCGUCGAAUGUUCCACUAUUGCUUAUUUAGCAGCAAUCGUUGUUGUCUCGAUUGCUAUUAACGGAAGAGAUCAUCCCGUUGUCAGUCGCGCGCAAAAUCACCUAACCGGGAAAAAAAAGCGACGGCACAGUGAGAAGUGCUCAUCACGGCCACAUCCAUCUGAAAGCAGUAGCCGGCAGCUGCUGAAAGUGUUUAACCGUUGUUGUGUUUGUCGUUGUUGUAAGAGAUGGUAUGAAGUCGGAUGAGCCAGUUUUUCUGCGACAAGCGAAAUUGUCGCUGCUGUUAGUGGACCACUCUCUACCAGUGUCGGCAUAGUGAUUUCCACGUGAAAGCCGUGAUACAAUAGAGUCAAACACAUGCAGGCGGCUUUCAGAGUUCAUCCAAGAGGGCGCAUCGCAACCGGUACACCAUAUCGAUUUGAAAUCUGUCGCUUGACAUAACACGGUCCGCCGAAUAGCGUUUACGUAUUCGUCGCAGGACCCACAUCAAAAAAAAGAGGUAAGCCUUGCAUCAGGCUAGUACCGCAACACGUCGCUGUUGAUUUCGACAAAAUCUCGCAGUGUCCAGUAUGUCUUCAGAAAAGAAGCGUCAGUCGCCUGUAGCAGUGGUCGGUGCCAAUAUUGCCAUUGGCUUCAUCAAGGCCAUGAUGUACACCUACGACAUUGCUACUCUCCCAGUAUACACAAUUAUACAGAAACCCUGGAUUAUCUGGAAGAACAGGUCCACGGUAUUUGCCGCCAUCGAUGUAUCUGCCUCAUCACCACAGAAAGGAGCUCAGGAAGACGCUCGCUCUAAGGACACCACCAGCAGUGAAUUGGCUACAAUAGCUGGUCCAUCGGGACAGACUGUGGCGGUAUCGCCGAGUUCCCAGGAUGUCGCAGCAGCGUCGUUGGCUGCAUCCAAUGUCCAGCAGCAACAACGACAGUCAGGCAUCGGCAGCGAAUCGAUCGGUCUCAGGAGUAGCUCCAGCGGACCGUGGGUUCGACGGGUUCAUCGUAUCAAUGAGGCGAUCUUUGAGGGCAUGCAAACUGUUGACCAACUCACUCGCAAGGCCGUGAAGCAAUAUGCUGACGAAGUCUGCUUCGGAUGGCGUGAAGCUUACGCGGAGGAGGCAGAAGAACAGCCGGAUGGCAAAACCUUCCGAAAGAUUCUUCAAGGAGAGUAUUGUUGGAUGUCUUAUCGAGAUUUCGAUCGUAAAGUUGACCUUGUGGGCCGCGCUCUUAUGUCUUUGGGGGUUCGUCCCCGACAAAACGUCUGCAUCCUUGCCGAGACUCGUAUGGAAUGGAUGUUAACUGCACAAGCCUGCCUCAGGAUUAAUAUCCCGGUCGUUACACUUUACGCUACACUUGGAGAAGAAGGCAUUAUUCAUGGAAUUACGGAGACAGAGACAACACAUCUGAUUACGUCUCAGAACCUAAUGGCAAAAGUGGGGAAGCUUUUGCCGCAGCUGCCUUCAGUUACACACAUCAUCUAUAUGGAGAGUUCGGUCCAUAAGGCAAAGCCCAAACUCGACAAAAGCCUCGGGGUACAUUUGGUUCCCUUUUCUCAGCUUGAGGAGCUGGGAAAAAUCGCCGACGAGGGACUCAAGGGCGAGAUUCCCGGACCAGACGACACAGCGAUUAUCAUGUACACCUCAGGGUCAACAGGAAAACCAAAAGGAGUCAUGAUCACUCAGGCCAACAUUGUUGCAACGGCCAGAGGAUUUCAAACCAUGGUGCCUGAGGUGGAUCCUCGUGACGCGUAUAUAGCUUAUCUACCGUUGGCACAUAUUUUCGAGUUGUGCUGUGAGAUGGUGGCCAUCGCUCUUGGAGUCCGAAUAGGCUACGCCUCACCCCUCACACUCACCGACAAAUCAACGGGAGUGAAGACUGGCUGCAAAGGUGACGCGACCCUACUCCGACCAACUGUCAUGGUGUCAGUCCCACUGAUUCUUGAUCGAAUCCGCAAGAGCGUCACAGAAGCCGCCGAAGCCAAGGGGCUGUUUGCGAAAAUGUUUUUCAAGCAUGUCGUAAAUUAUAAAGCAUUUUGGCAACGGUGGGGCUUUAAUACACCGCUUCUCGACCUCAUAGUAUUCAACAAGAUGAAAGCUCUUCUUGGAGGUCGCAUCAAGGUUGUUGCCACAGGAUCUGCUCCGCUUUCAGCCGAUACUCAUGCAUUCAUCAAGGCGUGUCUAGGCUGUGACCUUAUUCAGGGUUACGGACUUACUGAAACCUCAGCCGGUGCCACUGUUAUGGAGCUGAGUGACAUGAGUUUAGGAAAAGUGGGGUCUCCCCUGGCUGGCACUCUGCUUCGUCUCGUCGACUGGCCUGAAGCAGGCUACUUUUCAACAGAUAAACCUAAUCCUCGGGGGGAGCUUGUUAUUGGCGGAUCUACCGUAUCUAAGGGCUAUUAUAAGAAUGAAGCUUUGACAAGAGAGUGCUUCAAGGUUGAUUCUGACAACAUGAGAUGGUUCUAUACUGGGGAUGUCGGUGAAGUAUACCCGGACGGUACCAUUAAAAUUAUCGAUAGGAAGAAGGACCUAGUAAAACUCCAAUUUGGCGAGUACAUUUCUCUGGGAAAAGUUGAGGCAGAACUGAAAACGUGCCCACUUAUCGAAAAUGUCUGCGUGUAUGGGAGUUCGUUUCACACAUACUUGGUAGCUUUGGUCGCGCCUAAUGAAAAAAACCUUGAACAGCUUUCAAUUCGUCUGAACAAGCAAGGCUUGACCUUCCAGGAUAUGUGCGAAGAUCCUGAGAUCAGAAAAACUGCCACGAACGAAAUUCUCGAACAUGCUCGUCGUUGCAAUCUGCAUAAGAUGGAAAUUCCCACCAAGAUUAAAUUGUGCUCGGAGUCUUGGCAGCCUGAUUCAGGACUCGUAACCGCGGCUUUCAAGAUCCGCAGGAAGCAGAUCACCACCUACUAUCAGAAGGACAUCGAUCAGAUGUACACAAACUCCAAGUCGACUUAAGCCCUAACAAUCUUUUGAGAAAUACGACUCUAGUUUACUGUUGUCAAAUCCAAGGCCUUGAUGGAUGGUGCUUCUGCCUCCCGGACCCCAGAGAGUAAAGAUAUAUAACUAUUAUAUUAUAUUCACACAAUUUUUAAUACGUUCAACCAUAACCUUACUUUAUCGAUUCAUUUGUAUGAGUGCACUAUGACCCUGAUACGAUAGUUUGGGCCAUGGCACCAUAAAUGGUCUGGUAUAAGUACAUUGCAUGAGCUUGUAUCGAUAUAGACUCGUACUUAGAUUAUUUGAGACGAAUCGUCCCACUAUGAGAAGAACCAAGUGGUAAGGACGUGGAUUGUCAACUAUAGAUAUAUAUGGGAGGAAUCAGGCAUCUAAUGUGUCUGCAAGCGAAUAAGCGCGAGGCAUAGUGUGGCUGAACCCAGCCAGUGCCAGCGUUGUAAGUCACUGAACUGUCCGAUUUUGGGACACUGUUCGAGUACAAUAAUUCCCCGAGGUGUCCCGAUAAUAACGCAGGAUGUUAGUAAUGAUUUCAAAGUGAGCAAUUAUACUCAAGCUAAGCCGAUGCGGCUACUCUUAAUAGACCGACUAAAAUGGGAUCGUUUGCAUCGAAUUUUGGAAAGGGUGCAGGCGCAAACGGAUCGGCUUAGCUAAUACAUAUAUCAUUGGGAACGCAUAUUUACACAAUGUGAAACAGCCCCAACGCUCCCGAUCAGGGCCUGAGCCCACAUUUUACUGAUUCGAUAAAAUACCCACCUCUACCUAUGCACAGUUACUUCCACAGGAAACACGCCUAAGGCGUAAGUGGAGCUUGCGCUGAGCAAACGCAAGUUUGGUCAGAGCAAGUUUCGAAAGAAAGUAGCAGCCUUUAACAGGCCGCAUUAGGGUAAAACGGUUGUAGUUCGUUGUGAGUAACCAGGCUAGCAGAGAAACAAAGGGACUUGUGAUGGACCCUUUUUACUGUCCUUUAGUGGAAAUGAGAUAGUAUUUCUUAGGUACUGGUAACAUUUUGGUCACUCUGUAUCUCGAUGUACUGUACAACAGCUUGCUCUAUUGCCUCUAUAAAGUGAGCAAUACGACAGCGUAAGUUAGCUGUGUAAUACUAUAAAAUGAUGUUUGACGUGAACGCAGUCGAUGUAGCGGCGGAGCGUCCCGAUAGAUUUCGUUUUAAGAUCUCUAUCACCGCUAUCAAAAGGGGCGUGUCAAUAGAGAAGGAACAGAAUAGAGCUGGACAUGGCGAAAGUAACUCUUUGUCCGGACGACAACAAUUCACCUUGUUAUCCUGAGGUGAAGUGGAACUAUCUUCAGAACCAGUUUUCCAGCGCGUUAAUGACAUAAUCUGUACAUAUGGUAAUAGGAUAUAUAUACAAACAAUGCACCAUGGUAGGUAAAACUGAUUUAAGAUUUUAACUAUCACGAGAAUGGAUGGAUCCAGUGCCGUAGUAUAUAUGCAGUAAGUGUGUUUACGAUGAUCGCGUCAAGCACUUUUGUCUAAACAGGAAAGUAAUAUAUAGACGAUGUCUAUAGGAAAUAAAUAAUAAACAAUUAAAAAAAAAGAUAAAAAUUGAAAUCUUGCGUAUAUCUGAGAUUCGAAUUGGACUAAUGAGAAACCACUUUUUCGAGGUUGUUACUCCCGAAUAAUAGCUUCCGAUGUACUCAGUACUUGAAGUCGUCCUGGACGGUGGUCACGUAUGUAAUGGAUAUUUCUAAGCGAAAUUAUACGUUCUUCAUCGUCUAAUAUAACCUGGAUUCCGGCCGGCGGGAACAGAAGAGGCCACGAUUAGAGACGGGAAGUACGACGCUCAGAGAUGAUAGUGAAGAUUUAGGAAACAACACAAGUUAAUAUGACCAUAGUAACUCUACCGUAAGAAUUAUACGAUUUUUCAUAUACACGAUGUUAUGCCGUUUCUCUCUCUCUCUCUCUCUCUCUCUCUCUAUCUAAUGUUUAUCAUAGUGAUGAUACUGAGGAAGUUUAUGUCGGUUGGGCACAGCACUGGUCGCCGCAUUCUCUACGUUCUAACCCGGUUCGGUAUGCGACAAAGUUACGAAUUCUAUAGAUGUAACCAUUUUACACAGAUGAUGGUAAAACCCGACUUUGUCAAAGCGAAGCAACAAAUCGUAACCUAGGGAACGACAUCGUUGUAAUUAUUAAGGAUAAUGGCGAAGUAAACAUGAUACCAGUGGCAUUCAUAAGCAAAACUCCAAUGUAUCAUACCACGUUACAGAAUUACCCCAUUAGUGAAUAAAAUAAAACCGUGUUAUGCUUGUGAACCUCAA
This is a messenger RNA of Varroa destructor (honeybee mite), 7274 nucleotides long. RefSeq names its product long-chain-fatty-acid--CoA ligase 4-like. The record is from RefSeq and is a predicted model, not a curated record. Gene Ontology annotation, molecular function: palmitoyl-CoA ligase activity. Gene Ontology annotation, biological process: long-chain fatty-acyl-CoA metabolic process; neuron differentiation; long-chain fatty acid metabolic process. NCBI's taxonomy places the organism in Eukaryota, Metazoa, Arthropoda, Arachnida, Mesostigmata, Varroidae. Gene Ontology annotation, cellular component: endoplasmic reticulum; plasma membrane; lipid droplet.